CCUCUUGAAAAAGCACUUUUGGGACCGGACUUUCUGUUGUUGUUUUUUUUCCUUGAAGACGUUUUGCUUCUCAUCCAAAAAGCUUCUUCAGUUCUGGACUGAAGAAAUUGAAGAAGCUUCUUGGAUGAGAAGCGAAACGUCUUCAAGGGAAAAAAAACAGAAAGUCCAGUUGCCUCUUGAAAAAGCACCUUUGGGACAGCCAUGACCUGGAUGACUGAGCAUCUCCAUAGACUAAAGAGGACUCCUUAUCCAUCCGUAUCCAUCCUUGUCCACAGCAUCUGGUUAUGGGGCGUCGUCAGGCUGCACAAAACAGGAUGUGGAGGAUGUACAGUUCUCACAUUUUGCAGUAUGAGGCUCAGAAAAGAAUAAUUGCUCCAUCAGUUAUUUUUUAUAUUCCUGUUUCUGACUUUUAGAACACCAGGAGUAUUUAGAGGUAAUACUCAACAAAAAGUGAAUAAGGAAGAUGAGAUUCUGGUGGGUUUUCAUUCUUUUAAGUUUAUUUCUUUUUCAACUUGAGGCUAACCCUGAAGUCAGAAUAAGAAUUACACAAAGGGGAUUGAAUUAUGCAAAAGAAAUUGGAAUGAAGCUCCUUGAACAAGAACUAAGGACAAGAAUAUUUCCAGAUGAGAUUGGCACUGAAAAAUACUUUUUUGGCAAAGUUGACUACACAGUAUCAAGCUUCUCUCUUUAUAGGAUUCAAAUCAUGUCUACUUCAAUAUAUAAUUCUUCUGUGGUCCUGAUACCUGGGAAUAGUAUUGGACUAUUAAUUAAAAAUAUUUCUGUGACAGUUACUACACACUGGACCUUGAACAACUGGCUGAUUGACUAUCAGGGAGAAGUUGAAAUAUCCAUUUUAGGACUGUCUAUUACAACAAAUAUGAUUGUGGCACAAAAUAACAGAGGAGAUUUUCUGGUCUCUGUUGAAAACUGCCAAUUGACCACUGGUAAUAUUGAAGUCCAGCUUAAUAGUGAAGGAAGGUGGUUUUAUAAUGCUUUUGUUCAACGUUUGGAAAAGGUUAUACGUACAAGAUUGGAAAACCAACUCUGUUUAAAUGUUAUAUUAAGAAUCCAAAAGGAAACCAAAGUACUUAAAGGACUAAAAGGUGUAUUCCAGAUUAAUCCCUUUAUCCAAGUAAAGUAUUCACUUAUUAAACCUCCUGAAGUCUUUAAAUCCUAUGUUGAUCUGGAUUUUAAGGUUUCUGUGUAUUUUUCAAGUAAUCAUACAGAGUCUCCCUUUGUGGCAGCUCCCAUCACUCUUCCAGAAAAGAACAACUAUAUGCUCUUUGGUGGAAUUUCUGAAUCUUUGCUAAACUCUAUUACGUUAACUUAUUACACUACUAGAGUGUCGAAGAUAACUUUUUUGGAAGAGCAUUCCUCAAACUUUAAUUUAACCACAGAUACCUUAAGCAGAGUCAUUCCUCAAGUUAUACAGCAUUAUGCCAAAUCACAUCCAGUGAGAAUGAAAUUAAUGGUCACUGCAGCUCCAGUUUUAAGGUUGCAAAAUAACAGUUUCACUAUAGAGAUUCCUUGUUUUGUAGUAGUAUCUGCUCUUCUGUCAAACUCAAUGAUAAAGCCCAUCUUUGCCAUGAAUGCAUCUAUAGGUUUGAAAGCCAAGGCAGUAAUAGCUAAGCAAAAGCUAAUUGUCUUAUUACAGCUCCAGAGAUUAUAUCUGUCUCUGACUUAUUCAAGCAUUGGCUCUUUUCAGGUCCAACGUUUGAAGAACUUCUUGUCUUACUCCUUACAAAAUACAGUAAUUCCACCAAUCGCUGCUGCACUGAAGAGAGGAUUACAGUUACCCACAAUGGCCAAACUUGUUUUUUCUGAAGCUGUGACUGAAGUUAACAAGGGAUAUAUACUGAUUUCCACGGACCUAAAUUACAAAUAUUAAGAAAUCAGAUGUUUCAUCAAGUGAAAAUUACUGUGGAAUACUUAGCACUCUGUAAGCAGUUUUCUCUAGAUGAUUUUAAAGAAGACUAUCACUCAUCGUUUGAAAUAAGUGUAAAAACAAAACAUUGACUGUCUAUAAACUUCCAAAUGCUGUGAAUAAAUAAUUGGUUGGUAUAACCACAUCACA
Molecule: messenger RNA, 2074 nt
Organism: Pantherophis guttatus
Lineage: Eukaryota; Metazoa; Chordata; Lepidosauria; Squamata; Colubridae
Source: RefSeq, a predicted model, not a curated record